CUCAUAACAACAAUCCAAAAUGGCAAACCAAACUGGAAGUGGCCAAAAGGCCCAAGAACGCCUCUCACAAGUCACCAACCAUUUGAGCAGCUCCUCGAAAUCUGGAAAGCAAGCUCUACUCGAGCAACACCCCGAUGAUCAUCUUCAUUCUGCAGUGCUGCGCCCCGCCUGGCAUCUGGAUCCUGCAGUAACAUCACUGAGACCCGAGUUAAUAUAUUGUCAGAUUGUCGUAACCUGCGCUCUCCGCACACCCAUCACGAAAGGCGGCCGUGGUGGCUUCAAGGACACGCAAGCGGCUGAUCUCUUGCACGGUGCCUUCACCUCCCUCAUCCAACGAUCCGGUAUCGACCCCGCGCUGGUUGAGGACAUUGCUGUCGGAGCCGUGCUUGCUCCUGGGGGCGGUGCCACCGAGUUCCGCGCUGCAGCCCUCGCAGCUGGCUUCCCUGUCUCCACAGCCGUCAAGUCCCUGAACCGACAAUGCAGCUCUGGUCUCCAGGCCUGUGUUGACAUUGCAAACGCCAUUCGUGCGGGCGUCAUCGAGGUCGGCAUCGGUGCUGGCGCGGAGAGCAUGAGCACACAAUACGGACCACAGGCUGUGUCAGAGUUCAGUGAGCUGCUGGAGAGCCACAAGUCCGCGGCUGAGUGCAAGGUUCCCAUGGGCGUCCUCUCUGAGAAGAUGGCCAAGGAGAAGGGGAUUUCUCGCGCGGAUCAGGACAAAUUCGCUGCUUCCUCGUUCCAGAAAGCCGUCGAGGCACAGAAGAAGGGUCUCUUUGAUGAGGAGAUUGCACCUCUCAAGGUCAAGUGGACAGACCCUAAGACCGAAAAGGAGCAGACUAUCACUGUCAGCAAGGACGAUGGUGUUAGGGAGGGUAUCACCCCAGAGAGUCUGUCCAAGAUCAAGGCCGCUUUUGCCAAAGACGGCUCGAUCCACGCAGGCAAUGCUUCCCAGAUCUCUGAUGGCGCCGCUGCCGUUCUCCUGAUGAAGCGCAGCACCGCUCAACGCCUGGGCCAGAAGAUCGUGGGCAAGUUCGUGCAAGCAUCCAUCGUCGGUGUACCACCGCUUCUUAUGGGUGUUGGCCCCGCUGCCGCCAUCCCCGUUGUGCUCCAGAAGACCGGCCUUAACAAAGAUGAGGUUGAUAUCUGGGAGAUUAACGAGGCGUUUGCCAGCCAGUGCUUGUACUGCAUCAACGAUCUCGGCAUAGACAUUAAGAAAGUCAACCCCAAGGGCGGUGCUAUUGCCUUUGGUCACCCGUUGGGUGUUACUGGUGCCAGGCAAGUCAGCACGCUUCUUACCGAAUUAAAGCGGACGAACCAGAGGAUUGGUGUUACUAGCAUGUGUAUCGGAACUGGUAUGGGUAUGGCUGCUGUUUGGGUCGCCGAGUAGUCUCGUCCAUCUAUCUUGUAUCUUUGCUGUACACUGUAUGAGUAGUUUAAAAUGAACAUUCAUGACGCCGUUUCUCUCAAAAAAAUCGUCCCGAAUUAUUUCUUGCAAACAUUUGAAGUACUCAUAUGCGCUCUCAAGUUCAUCUAUUAGGAAUUUCCACACAUGCUCCACCCCCAUCCCCAUCAUCCCUCUCUCAACCGAGCCACGUUCCAGAAUUAUGUACCAUCCCCCCACCAUCUG
This is a messenger RNA of Periconia digitata, 1624 nucleotides long. The record is from the annotation of a GenBank genome assembly. Lineage: Eukaryota; Fungi; Ascomycota; Dothideomycetes; Pleosporales; Periconiaceae.